This is a messenger RNA of Leptonychotes weddellii (Weddell seal), 4611 nucleotides long. NCBI's taxonomy places the organism in Eukaryota, Metazoa, Chordata, Mammalia, Carnivora, Phocidae. The record is from RefSeq and is a predicted model, not a curated record.
AGGCAGAUGCCUAACCUGCUGAGUUCACCCAGGUGCCCCUGAAUUUGUUUUUAAAGUAGGGCUGACCAGGUCACAGAUGGCUCCAUGGUUUUUGGUGAGAAUAUCAAGGUAUUAGGAUUUGGCCAUGUUGAGUCUCAAAUGUUUCAGAGAUUCCCAAGUAUAGGUGACAGAUGGACAGCUGGUCCUGCAUUUCUCAAGAUGUCCACACUGUGGCAUCUGUUGUGUGUCCCAAGAUAGAGAUCUAGAACUCUGGAUCUCAUAUAGGAGGAGGCGUGUUCAGGUUACAGUGGCGUUGCCAUUGGAGGACAAGGGAGGAGAGCUGUGGAGGAUAGAUGGCACGAAGAUGGACAAGACAGAAUAGUAGUAAUCGGAAAUGCAGAGGGAGGUAUGGGGAGGGGAAAGUCCAACAGGUAGCCAGAUUUUCAGAGGAGUGAACAUGAGACCAGAGCAAUAAUGGUCAAACUGGUACUUAAUCACCCUUCUAGGCACUCACCCAACCAGGCUUUUGUGGUGGUUCUGUCAGGAAGUCAUAAGAUAGCUUACAUAAAAAGUGUGUUACUGGGACCUGGAUUAUACCUGGUAAAGUGGCAAGACACACAAAAUGUGCAAUGUAGAGGCAGAAUGUGACCAAGGGUAUUUAGAUCUGCAUGUGGUCUAAGCCAGGAACAAGGUCAGGUGGAGAAGCCCCUUCUUUGCAGGGCUGGAGGCCAUUGGAGGUUGGGAUUUAUUACUGCACUUGGCAUGCACUUCCUAGAUGCCACACACAGACAGAAGUCAGUUUUAUGGGCUAACUGGUGGUGGGGAUCAGAUGUAUGAUGGAGGUAUGGUCCAAUGAGUAGGAGUUUGAGAGAAUGCUAGGCCCAACAUGGUUAUGUCUGGGAGGCAUGAUCCUGGGGGACUCACAUAUGUCUUACAGGAAAAGGAUGGGGGUCCUGCAUCUGAGGCCCAGAGAUCAGAAGGCAUCACUCUGACCACCUGCCUCUUUGUUGAAACUGGGGCUCUGUGACCUUUGAGGAAGUGGCUGUGUACUUUUCCCAGGAGGAAUGGAGGCUUCUUAAUGAGGCUCAGAGACAACUGUACCGUGAUGUGAUGCUGGAGGUCUUUGCACUUGUUGCGUCGCUGGGUAAGGCCCCUCACACCAACCCCAGUGUCCUGGGCUAAUCUGUCUUUCCUCUUCUUUCUGGCUGCUGACGCUGGGGCAUAUAUAUGACACCUGGUUUCACAAAGAGCUCACCAACCAAUCCCCAGUUCUGAAGCUCUUUCAGUAACAAGUUCCAGGAUAUUUUUGUUUCCUGAGGUGGUUUUGGGAUUGGCUGCCCUGGACCAGUGCUGCCCACUUACCUGUCCUGUCUUUCCCUUAAAGGCUUGCAUCUUCUAGAUCCCAUGUUGUCCAACUGGAACUGGGAGAACACCACAUAACAUGACAAAGUGGGCAUGACUCCAACUGGGGGAGGAUGUGAUACAGAGCUGGGAAUCCUAUCAGGAACAUGUCGUGUCCUGGGCUCAAACACUGUUUGGUGCCAAGGUCAGAGGCUUCUCCCCUUUUUUGACGUUUUGCCCACUUGUCAUUUUUCCUCUCAGAAGAGACCUAGGAGUAUAUCCCUCCCCUGUCUUCUACCCUUCAUUGGGGUCGCCACUGAUCAUUGCUCCUUCUGCUGUGCUCUCCAACAUUGGCCUACACUUACUGUGUUGUACAGUCUGUAUGUGCCCAUACCCUUAAAAUAAUGCUUGAACACUGGUAUAACCAAGGCACUGGCAAGAACACAUUUCCGAAGAUAUGAGUUGCGGACCCAGCCCCUCCUCCCUGUGGUACACCCCAUCCAUGUUUCUUCUGCAUGGUUGUGGGCAUGGAACAGAGGAUGAGGCAGCACCUUCUGAGCAGAACGUUUCUGUAGGACGGUCACAGAUAAAUUCUACCAAGAAGGCCUACACCCAGGAACGUGGCCUGGACUCAGAAGGUGAUUUGCAUUCACCUUCUGAGUGCCUGGGAACAAACCCUGGCCAGAAACUGUGUGGGACACAGGGGACCGUUCACCAGCAUCAGAAGGAGCACAGUGGAGACAAACCCCUCAGAAGGAACGCAAAGAGCUGUGUAACACACACAUCAAGGAAGCCCUUCCCUGAGAGCUCAGGUCUUCUCCAGCACCAGCUCAUUCACAGCCAGGGGCCACCACCUAAGGACACCAGCUGUGCAGAGCCUUUUCGCAACGGACAAAAGCACUAUAAGUGCAGUGAAUGCGGGAAAGCCUUCUGUCGCAAAUACAGACUUGCUCAGCAUCAGAGAGUCCACACUGGAGAAAGGCCUUAUGAGUGCAAUGAGUGUGGGAAAACCUUCAGCUACAAACACAUACUUGUUCAGCACCGGAGAGUCCAUACUGGAGAGAGGCCUUAUGAAUGCAGCGAAUGCAGAAAAGCCUUCAGUAACAAACCCACGCUUGUUCGGCACCAGCGAAUUCACACUGGAGAAAGGCCUUAUGAGUGCAGCCACUGUGGGAAAUUCUUUAGCCAAAGCUCCAGCCUUAGUGAACAUCAGAGAAUUCACACUGGGGCACGGCCUUAUAAAUGUAGUGAGUGUGGAAAAUUCUUCACCUCCAACUCCAACCUAAUUAAACACCGGAGAGUGCACACAGGAACAAGGCCUUAUGAAUGCAGUGAAUGUGGGAAAUUCUUUAACCAAAGUCCCAGCCUCAUUAAACACCAGAGAAUUCACACUGGUGAAAAGCCUUAUGAAUGCAGUGAAUGUGGGAAACUCUUUAGCCAAAGCUCCACCCUCAUCAAGCACCAGAGAGUUCACACUGGAGUAAGGCCUUAUAAGUGCAAUGAAUGUGGGAAACUUUUUAGCCAAAGCUUUGGCCUCACUCAACACCAGAGAGUUCAUACUGGAGAAAAACCCUAUGAGUGCAGUGAAUGUGGAGAAUUCUUUAGCCAGAGCGCACAACUUACUCAGCACCGAAAAGUUCACACCACAGAAAGCCCUCAUGAGUGCAGCAACUGCGGCAAAGUCUUCAGCCAAAGGUCUGCUCUGAUUGACCACCAGAAACUUCACAGCCUAGCUAGACCUUACAAGUGCACUGAAUGUGGGAAAGCCUUCAGCCGCAGGUCUAACCUCAUUCGACACCAGAAAGUGCACACCGGAGAAAGGCCUUACAGUGGAGGUGGAGAUAGCAGGGAAUGAGCCAGGUGUUGAACACAGGAACAUACCACAGAAGCCUAACACCCCCACAUGUCUAAAUACGCAGGUUGUAGGGAGCGAUGUUCUUUCUAACCUGUCCAGGGCCCUUGCCACAUUUGUCACUGCAACUUUCUCGGUGGGUGUCCCAACUUUGUAUGCGUCAGUGGGGAUAGAUCGUAUCAUGGCACAGGCUAGCGGUCACUCUGGUUUUGGCCUAAUUUACAUUGCAGCCCAAAGCCUCCUAGGAUAGACUACAGGGCAGUGCUUUUUAUGUGACUAAUCUUAUAAUCCAGAUGUUGGGGUUUUCUGUGGGUCUAGAGGUCUCUCUGAGAGGACAGCUGCAAGAAUCCUGUGUUUUUUGAUUCAGCUUCUCUUUUUCACCUUGGAGGUUCACAUAAGGUCCCCAGGUCCCAAGAGAGAGGUUUGGAAGGCUGGUCUCCCUGACUCCAGGCGUCAGGUAGGAACCACGUUCAGUACAAAAACACUGGGGACAGUAGGCAGUGACGAAAAAAAACGGCAAACUGGAGGGACUGUGGCUUACAGUAAAGGUUCUUGCAGAAAUUCUGAGGCCCUUUGGAGCUUAACUGCUCCUCUUGCUCUCCAGUUAAAGAAAGGUGGGCAAAGGGAGAGUUGAAAACAGAACUAAGAAGUCCAGACCUCCGAAGGCAGUAGGUAUGUGGUUUUUAUGACCAACGGAGACUUGGCUUCCCCAUUUCCUUGAACCUGUGCAGGUGAGCUCCAGUGGAAUUGCUUGCCAGCUAGUACACACAGGAGAGCUCCCACUAUGAAACCUAGGGUCGCCAAAUUCCUACUUUUUCCAAAGAGAGGUUCAGAUCUUUAUCUGAAACCAUUUCUGCUUGGCAUGCAAUAUACUUAAAAUGUACUUUGUAAGGUCACACUUCAAAAUGGGUGUGCACAAAACAAAAAUGCAACAGCUGGUACACUAAUAAAUUUUAACCGUAAGUAUUUUCAUCUUUUAACUCUGGCCGCCCAGGCAAAUACUAUUUUGUGUUCUCUAAAAUUUUACAUCAUUGGAAUCUUAAAGUGGGUACCACUCUUAAAAAGUUGGCUUAAGGGUACAUAAGUGCAUAAUUAAUACUCUGACAGCAUUGAAUAGUGCGAUUUUUUUUAAUUGCCAAGAUGAUUCACUUAUUUGUUCAUCCAUUCACCUAACAGAUUGGUUUUCUGCAGCUUGCUGUGAACAUACAAAUCCUCUCAAAAUGGGUUUUGAUACAGCUAGCCGUGCAAUGCCUGAGUCUCUAAAGGGCUGGUGGUUACUCUGGUUCUUCUGUCAUCCUCCCCACUUGAAACAUGGUCACCUUUGUUCCAGUCUUUGUCAUUAGUGGCUUUAAAAGGUGUGUAGUGGUGGGGCACCUGGGUGGCUCAGUCGUUAAGUGUCUGCCUUCGGCUCGGGUCAUGGUUCCAGGAUCCUGGGAUCG